Glarea lozoyensis ATCC 20868 is the source of this 2079-nucleotide messenger RNA. RefSeq lists its product as uncharacterized. The record is from RefSeq and is a predicted model, not a curated record. Lineage: Eukaryota; Fungi; Ascomycota; Leotiomycetes; Helotiales; Helotiaceae. Gene Ontology annotation, biological process: nuclear inner membrane organization. The transcript has 3 exons. Gene Ontology annotation, cellular component: mitotic spindle pole body; chromosome, centromeric core domain; nuclear inner membrane. Bases 1 to 2079 code for a protein of 692 amino acids.
AUGGCACCUUUACGCCGCAAGAAAAUACUCGUAUGCUUUGGCUGCGGAAAGAAAUCUGGCAUCAAAUACGAUGGAUUAAUCCGACGCUGGGACUGUACCCUUUGCGAUAGUCCAAACUUCCUUGAUGAAAAUGGAGACAUUACAGAUCCUCCAGCUGAAACUUUUUCACAGGAUACGGCAAAUAUCGACAGGUCAUAUGCUGUAGCUAGAGAUGCGUCCUAUCUACCCCGACGGAGCUCUAGGUUCUGCGAGAAUUGUCUGAAGAAUCAACAUUUGAACAAUGCAUCUAUGCGACAGCUUGAUAUUGACCUGGAUUUGUCACGCCCAGGAUUUGGCAGAGAAGAGAAGGCUCUCUACGAAGCGGCAAAGGAGAGGAUCGAAAAGAGGUAUCCUCAAGUGUGUGAAGACUGCCAGGCUGGAGUUCUGGAAGGAAUAAGAGCCUCACUCAAGUGGGCAAAGGGUGACGAUCUUGGCAGAAGACUCGCAAAGACGCGUGAUGGAAUGAUAAAGAAGUCGAGGAGUUAUAGCAUUUCUGAUUUAGGACGUCUACUCUGGUACGCAGGUUUAUGGGGUCACGUCCUGUGGAGCCUCUCUUCCAUGUCUACCGCAUUUGAUUUCAACGUGCUCGAAGGGUCUCCUCUUUCUUUUGUUUCGACAAUAAUGCACCUGGUCCAACCCUCGGUGCGUGUUGGAGCUUCCGAGAAAUGGAUACUAGUAUCUCUCCUUUGUACUGUGUCCUCGUGCUGGUGGAAUCCGUACAUAAGCAAGUCGAGCACGGUAUAUAGGGACAAUAUCAAUGGGCUUAGGAAUUGGUACAGAUUCCAGAUCUUUACCAUUGCUGCGCGCUCUGUGGCUUGGUGGCUUAUGGGAACCGGUGUUGCUGCUCAGUCAAACCAUCCAGCGACGAUAUGCGCUCACUUAUCAUUAGUUAUUGUCAACCUCUUUUUGGCUCGGGCAGCCUACGUCUCUCUGAGCAUCGAGGUCAAACCUCUCUGGGGUUCGACCCCCACUAGUUUCAAAUAUGUAGCCGCCAGACCUGGAUCUCCUUCAGAUAUGGACGAUGUGAAUAACCAAAUGAAGAACAUAUUUGGCCAACCAGUCAACAAAUACGGGCCUGUCUCAUCUCCGUCUCCAUAUCCAAAGCAAUUAAACGUUAACUACGAUGACAUGCCGGCCGGACAAAACCCUCCACUUCUCAGUUCUAUGUCAACCAGCCAAAUGUUCACGGGAAGCUUGGUAAACGAACAGACCAUAGAAGGCGAACCCAUGGACUGGUCCCCUUCGAUUUCACAAGUAUCUCAGCAUCGGGCCUUUCUCCCCUCCAGUCGGGAUCUAAACUCAAAAUUAUUCGGCGACUCUCCCGUCAAUGGGCAAAACUCCGCCUUCUGGUACAAAGUACCACCAGCCCCAACAACACCAGCCCAGCGGCGUUACAAUCCUCCGAACAAAGCGCGCUUACAAGUCACCCCUCAGGAAACGAAAGAGAACUUUUUUAAUUCAAUGAAUCGGCGUGUUAGAGAUUCGAAUUUUGGGGUCUCAGGACUCAAUAUGGGUGAUAACAUCAACUCGGUGGAUGAUUUCGAGUUCGCACAACCCAAAUUCUUUCCUCCGACGUCUCCUUGUAAGGAAACAGACGAGCUCAUUCAAUUAUUCACAAAUUCUUGGACAUUAUCAGAAGAGGAGAAAAAGAUACCAGAGCUAGUGAGGAGACAUGGGUCUCGCAGCCGUAACGGACUUCACGCUUUGCUUCUCAUUUGUGGGUUUGUCCUUUGGCAUUAUUCAGAAAAGUUUCCAUCGACAUAUUCCAGACAGUACAUGACUGUUGUAAUGAUUUCAGCCUUCUAUGUAGGCGAAGAAAUUAUACGAGACAACCACACAAACAUUAAAAGAUCAACCGGAUCACACAUGAGUCAGAUCGUGGGAAUUAUUAUUGGCACCUCAGCAUUGAUCGGCGCAGGACUCACGAUUGUGAAUAUCUGGUACGAAAACAGCUCCUGCACGAAUCUGGCGUCUCAUGGCCAUUGGCUGGUCGCCGCUCUAUGCUUGCACCAGUUCUGGCUUGCCCUAUUCGGCCAUUGA